AUGUCGACCCCGACAAGACAAUUCCACAGGCUAUCUAUCGGACAGAAUAUGCCUGCCGAAUCCACCAGAGAAGCCCACACGCCGCUCCAUGACCCUCCCGACGAAGACGAGGAAGAUCCCAGCAACGAGGAAGAAGACGACUCCAGCGAGAGCGAGAUGGACAGUCAUGAAGACCCCAGCCCGUCAACCAUCACGUCACAAUCUCGGAUCACCUAUGAUUUGAGCAGUCUUGAUGCCGAGGCCAGAGCCAAUGCUCUGGUAGGCCUGAGCACUCAAUUCGAGGUCGUCGACUGCCGUGCUUCGCAUUCUGGGUAUGAUUUCCAGCUUCUAGAGCGUCCACAGAUCCACCUUGGUCAAAACCCACCUUCCUGCACGUGUCUGGCUUUUCAGUCAAACCCGCAGGUGGCCUGUCAGCACCUCUUUUGGAUUUUCGACCAGCUCCAUCUCUGCUUCGUCUCAACGCCUACCGCGGUCAAGGCGUCCCUCUCCCACGACGGCCAUCCGCGUGUGAACCAGCGCCUCGAGGAACUGCUCGCAGGCCAGCUGGAUGCCAUUGCAGACCGGCUGAAUUGGCAGUGUCUCCGGAUCGAGGGGGAUGGCAGCCACAGGGGCAUGACGAGAGCAGAAAAGGUCCGCGACAUUUUUUCUGCGUUUAGCAAGGUUUUCCCCGAGGACUUUCGCCAGGAUCUCACGGAGACAACCGAGAGACGCACGCCCGAGCAAUGCGUGGUCCAGGGGGAUCUGGAAGCGACCAUGUUCCGGCUUGCGGUCCACGACGACAGCGUCUUUAGCAGUCUCUGCAAGGCCAUGCCGUCCGGUGCCUGCGCGUCUAUCUACUUCGACAAAGUCCAGGAACAGACUCGGCGGCUACUAGCUGACUUCGAUCGAUACUGUAUGACCGGCAGGCGACCUGUUGAUCCUAGCCAUCCGGGUGGUGGGGCGGUGGAGGUGAACGAGGUGGUUGCACAGCUGCGCCGGAUAGUAUCGUCUAUCCAGGCGAACAUUACGACUCGGGCGCCCUAUGGCUCGGAGGGGGCAGCCAAGGUUCUUGUCUCGCUUCUCGAUGCCGUAGCGUCGCGCAACAAGGACCCUUUGGAGGGCAACCAAUGGGGUCGGACGUCUUUCCAUGGAGAAGACGAGGACCAGCGCAAUCUUUAUCAUCUCCUCAUCGGUUCGGAGGCCAUGGAUCUGAACGCAGAUGCAGAGCUCUUCGUCCUUGACGCCCUUGGAACUCUACAUCCCUCGUACCUUCAUCUGUACCGCAAAGAGUUGCGCUCUGCACAGAGCAAGAUCGAGGUGAAUCGCGCCCCGAGGACAUACCUUCUUCAUCUGGGCCAGCUCGUGCGAACCGCCGAGUCGAAUGCCGCCGGCCAGAUGGGAUCCGGCCAAAAGCGGCCAGCCGGCAAUGGAAACCCAGGCAGCGUUACGAAACGAAAUCGAUAG
Molecule: messenger RNA, 1443 nt
Organism: Penicillium chermesinum
Lineage: Eukaryota; Fungi; Ascomycota; Eurotiomycetes; Eurotiales; Aspergillaceae
Exons: 2
Coding region: 1-1443 (480 amino acids)
Molecular function (GO): zinc ion binding
Source: RefSeq, a predicted model, not a curated record